UUUGUGAGAUGAAUCUUUUGAGCCUAAUUACUCUGUGAUUGAACAAUGUUUGUCAAAUAAAAACGAAAUGCUACAGUACCCAAAAACAAAAAAUUUUGCGAACUAAACAAGGCCUAAGUUGAGAUUUUUUCCUCUUUCAUGAAAUACUUUGAAAUAUUCCCUAAAAUAUGGUCGUAUAUGUUAUUUCUUCACUGUUAGAAUAGGCGCCCUAUGGGCUGGCCAUGGGCCUGGCACCCAAGCCUAUUCGGCUUGGCUGCUCAUUGUUAUAGUAAAUAGGAAUAGUACCACAUUGUCUACCCACAUGGGGUGUUAGUCCUAUGUAUCCUAUAUAAUCAGCCUAUGAGGCUCAAUGCAAUAUAUCAACCAAUACCGAGACAUAUUCUCUCUCAUGGUAUCAACCGCCUUUUGAUCCUUUUCUCCGCUGCCCUAUCAGCGCGCAGGCCAGGACCUCGCGACGCACUCCUGCGAGCAGCCUUCCCAACAGCGUCGCCAGCCCAGCCAUGGCAUCCACUCCACCAACCUCUCAGUCGGAUGCCACCGAUGCAACCUCUGCUGGGGCUGACGUCCAGGCUGAUGCAGUUGCCCAGCGCCUCGCCCAGGAGAAGGCCAACGCGGCUGCCGCCGCUGCUCAGCAUGCCGAGCGCGCACGCUAGGAGGCUCAGGAUGCUGCUCUAGCACGUGCCGUCCAGGCCGAAGACGAAGCCAAGGCUGCAACCACGGAGCGUGAUGCCGCUGCACAGCGCGCCAGCGAUGCCCUGGCACGGGCUGCCAAGGAGCGCGCGGCUGCUGCUGUCGGCCUGUCACCAUCGCGCCGGAGUCUUCUGGUGCGUCAUUUGGAGGUACGCCGGUGCCUGAUCUGCGUGCAGCCAUGCUUCACCACGAAGCUGUGGCUCUCCUCCAACUCCACUCUCAGGCUGUUGCGGUCAACAACAUCCGGAACCACGUCACCACCAUCCUCGACGUCGAUUCUGGUAAUUUCAGCCGUUGGUGCGAUCAAUUUCUCCUCAUCCUCGGCAAGUUUUCGCUUCAGGACCAUGUCCGCGAGGAUCCCCCGGACCCGAUCUCUCCUGAUUGGGCUCGGAUGGACUGCGUCGUCAAGUCCUGGAUCAUCGCCAUGCUCACCGAUGAUCUAGGCGAGAUCAUCUCCGCCCGGGGCUCCACUACCCGACACGCCUGGCUCGCCGUCGAGUCGCAAUUCCUCGGCAAUCGGGAGGCCCGCUCCAUUCAGCUGGAGACGCGGUUUCGCAACUUCGUCCAGGGCGACCUCUCCAUCACCGAGUACUGCCGCAAGCUGAAGAAGAUGGCUGAUGAUCUCACGGCCCUCGGCGAGGUCAUCUCCGACCGCACUCUCGUCCUCAACGUCAUCCGCGGCCUCAACGAGCGCUUCAGCCACGUCGGGACGCUCCUUCGCCGGGCCAAACCUUUCCCCACCUUCCUGGAGGCGCGUGAGGAUCUCGUCGUCGAGGAACUCACCAUGGAGAACCGCAAGGAAGCUCCAGCUGCUACACUCGCCGCCUCCACCACCACCACCCCGGCCCCUGCGUCCUCUGGUCCGGGCUCUGGGGGCACUGGUGGGAGCUCCAAGGCUCCCAACAACCGUCGCAGCAAGCGCGGCGGUGGCGGCAAAGGCCACGGCAACAACAGCUCUUCAGGACAGGGCUCCAGACCUCCUGGUGGCACAACGCAGCAGCAGCAGCAGGCCACUGGACAGCAGCAGCAGACUGUCGGAGGGCGCCCUUGGCCCAGCUUCUACAAUCCUUGGUCCGGCACCAUCCAGAUGUGGCCAGGGGGCCCUCGUCCACCUCUGGCGCCCAUCCCGGUGCCCCCUCACCUCCAGGCGCAGCACCAGGCACAGCAGCAAGCGCAGCAGCAGGCCCUGCUUGCCCAGCAGCAGCAGCAGGCGCUUGCUGCCCACCAGCAGGCUGCUCCCAUUGGUGCUGGACCAUGGGUCGCUCCGGGGUUUUACAACCCUAUGACCGGCCUCCCCUCCUGGGACUUGACGGAGCUCGCCGCGGCAUUCAGCACGACCUCAUUGACCCCUCCUUCGAGCAACGAGUGGUACUUCGACACAGGUUCUUCCAACUCGGAAAGAGAUCGUCAGGUGUAAUAGCUCCGCGCCGCUAUACCCUCUUUGCCUUCCACUAGCACUCUCCUUCGCCGCUCAGGGCUCCUCUCCACUAUGGCAUCGGCGUCUUGGGCACCCCGGCCAUG
Sorghum bicolor (sorghum) is the source of this 2211-nucleotide messenger RNA. RefSeq lists its product as uncharacterized. Lineage: Eukaryota; Viridiplantae; Streptophyta; Magnoliopsida; Poales; Poaceae. Bases 869 to 2107 code for a protein of 412 amino acids. The transcript has 2 exons. The record is from RefSeq and is a predicted model, not a curated record.